GUUGAUGUUGUUUCCAAGUGUUCAUCGUGUUCUUCAACGGCUGUAGGAGAGGGAGGCCUCUUUUUAUGCAUCUCGUCUUCCCCGUGUAGCGGGAGAAAAUUCAAGCAAGCAUGCGCUUCCUGCAACUGAUCUUGAUCCUGAGCAUCGCGGCGCUCGCGGUCCUUGCCGAUGACGAAGCGAAGAAGAAGACGAGCCGCGACAAGCGAGAACCACAGCAGCUAUUAUUCACCCCAAGACGUACUGGACCACCACCAUACGCUGUUCAAAUGGAACCAAUAGCACAGUACUCUCAGCGUGAUCCGCUCUACAACUUGGCAGCUAAGAGUGACGAGCAGCCGAUUUUCUACGAGGAAUCACCGUACAAUUAUUACCCCACGGAACCAGAGCCUAUCAUCGAGAUCAUCAUCAAGGAGUCCAACGAGAGUUUGCCAACUCCAGUGCCUCCGACCUUACCACCAGUAUCAAAGAAAAAGAAAGAGCCCAUUCAAGUGUUCUACGUGAAGUACGAGAAGAAGCAGGAAUACGGCGAAGACAAGCCAAGGGUGGUUUACGAUACGCCGAUUCCAGCGAUAAAUCCCGUGGAGGAGCACGAGGAAAUAAGACCCGACGAUGCUGAACCCGAAGCAGCACCGUAUCCUGUCGAGACGAUCACUCAGCCACCCGAUCUAUCCACCACUCUUAGAGCAAUUAUCAAGCCCGAUAGUGAAUAUUAUCAUUCUGGUAGCAGUGGCAUUAAGGUGACCUUUGGUACCGAACAAAUACCACCGAAUAAUCAUAACAAGAGAAGCGACAAGGACGAUUCCGACGAUUCCAUUGUAGAAAAACCUACUGCUCAUCCGCCACCUGGAUCGCCGAAACGGCCACAUGGACCAUACGCACAGUUUCAACCGGUACCUCCACGAGUGACACCUGCAUUCGGACACCAACGUAUUGUCAACUCGUUCACGCAGCAACAACUUCUAGGAACUCAACCACCACCAUCGAACUUUGCACCACAAUUCCAUCAACGUUUGAAUCAACCUCCUAUUUCAUUCCCACCAAAUCGACCGCCACACCAGAGGUUACCUAUCACUAUUCAGGGCCUACCGGAUUUGCAGCAGAGGUUGCAAUUCAAUUCCUUUGUACCACCACACAGGAUUAGUGUGAAUCAUCCAGGAUCUGUAUCCACCUUGUCCCAUCAGAAUGUUCAACUGCAGAACUAUCAGCAAUUGCCUAAUCAGCAGCAAGCGAACUUCAAUAACUUCGAUCCUUUCAAGCAGCAGCGAGAGCAGGAAAAACAAAAGUACUUCGAACAACAGAGAUUACAGGAUUAUAAGAGGCAGCAAGAGCAAUUCAGAAUUUUAGAGCAGAGACGUAAGCAAGAGCAGGAACAAAAAUUGAGGCUGCAACAGCAGCAACAACAACAACAGCGACAACAGCACCCACCGUUCAAGUUUUUGCCACCGCAACAAUCGCAACAGCAAUUGCCACUGCUGCAAACGCAUCAACAAUUACCACAAAAAGAUAACGGCGGAGAAAUCUUGAAAGCUAUUCCAAAGUUGGAACAGCACUAUGCCAUCAGGGAAAAUCCACAAUUCCCGGGACCAUUCCCACCAAAUCCUCAGUUCGCCGAGGCGACUUUCAACAAUAAUCAAUUCAAUGUGCCUGCUCAACAACCGAACAUCAAUCAGUUGCAACCACAGCAACAACAAGGUCUGAAAUUGAAUAUCAACCAGUAUAACAGACCAGUUCAGCAACAGUCUAACUUGGCGCAACAAUCACAAUUGUCGUACCAACCUAAUGUACAAUCGAAUCUAAUUCAACAGUCGCAGUUGUCAUUCCAGCAAACCCAGCCACCGUCGCAUUUAUUGCAACAGAAGCUACCACUUCAACAGAAACCAACAGUUACCAUAAAUACCCCAAAACCUCAAGUGCAAAUAUUCAAGAAUCAACAAUCGUUUUUCCUGCAAAAUCUUCCUCCUCCUCAGCAGCAGAGUCCUAAUCCUCAAUACCAACAGCAAGAUCCUCAGCUACAACAGCAAUCUAUCUGGGGAAGACCAGUAUUCCACCAAGCCAAUAAUGUCGACUCGAACCAAAAGAUCUUCGCGACUCCGCUGACUAAAACGGCUGGCGAAGAUUUCAAGAAAAUCUCAGCUUCAACGCCGAAUAGCAUCAGAUACUCGUCGACCCCGAAGCCUACGACUCUAACCACACCAGCUAGAGCAGUAUUAACAACGACUACACCGGAACCAACGACAACUCUGUCGCCGAAACAGCAAUCUAAAAUCAAAGAGAACAUUGCCAACUUACCGGACGAAGUACCCGAUGACAUUCGUGAACAACUAUUGAGUUCUGGCAUCCUCGGCAACGCUGAUAUUCAAAUUCUCGAUUACGACAAGGUUGGAGGUAUCAACAUCGGUGAUCUCCCACCAGAAGCUCUGGCUAAUUUCUACGGUGCUGGUGGGGCUGCUGCCACAUCGGCAAGCGAACCAGUACCGCAAGUCGUCGCUAAGAAACCGAAAAUUGUCGAGGAUGAAGUUCAAGUUGCCGCGUCGUCAUCGCAUUUGGGUAAAAAUUCUUUCGAGGAGGUGACGUUAAGACCUGGUGGCGUUGAAAUGAAAGUCGUAAGAUUCGAUCCAAGCACUACUCAAGGACAAUCGGUUGCCGAUCGACAUAUCAAGGAGAAUGCAACUCAAUUGAAUCCUGUUGCAUUAGGUGAUGAUGAAUCUGGACAGUACAACAGGUAUCUUCCGCUCAAAGUUAGUGGUGCCUCAUUCCCCAUUCCAAGUGUGCCGGAACUUGCUGGCAAAACAAUUUCAUCAGUGGUCGUGUUGGCACCUGUUGAUUAUGGAUUCCAACCUGAUGGUCAAGAUGCGAGGCAUAAUCGUAAAAUUGCCAAUGAUGUGCAAGCGAUCAAGUUCCUUGCUGGAGAAUCACUUAAGCAGUUAGUGAAGAAACCUUCGGCUGAUAAUUACAAGCGGUGGUUGGAUCAGGAAAGGCAAACUGAACCUCAACGACAAAGUGUUGUCCUUCUUGUUACCACACCGAGCAACAGCCCUGACGCUGAGAAAGAGAUUUUCAUGUACGACGUAUCGUCGGAAACAGUGAACAAACUCGCGGGUAACCUGUCGACUGCUUUUGUCGACGCUGCUGAGAGUAACGCUGAUGUAAAUGAAGAUCCGAUGGCCGACGUGAUUAGCCAGUGAGAUUAAUUGGACUGCCACAACACACUCAAAUAUAUUGACACUGUUCGCGCGGAGCGCGGCUUUUUACUUCUCUAAUUGUGCCAACGACUCCAAGGAAGGAUUCGAUAUGAGAGAGCGAGAGCUUUAGUUGCGUGUCUUCUCUUAAUAAUAUUAUUUUAUAGAAAAGAAAUGUUUUUUUAUACAGAAAAGCCUCAAAUGUAGAUAUCUUAGUGACGUACUAUUGUAUUGUGUAUAUAUUAUGAAGAUUUUUAUACCUUUUUUUUAAUACAGUUUUUUAUAUAUU
This is a messenger RNA of Phymastichus coffea, 3468 nucleotides long. RefSeq names its product daxx-like protein. The record is from RefSeq and is a predicted model, not a curated record. The transcript is spliced from 3 exons. Bases 111 to 3185 code for a protein of 1024 amino acids. Lineage: Eukaryota; Metazoa; Arthropoda; Insecta; Hymenoptera; Eulophidae.